GUACUUGUGGCUUAGCCUAUGCCACCUAGUUUUCUCUAUAUCACCAGUUCAUUCACCUUUAAUACCCAACUAUACUUUUACUCAAGUUUCAUCAACCAAAAAAGAAUAAAAUUAGUAGCAGCAGCAAAUUAAAAUGUCUAAAGAUGAAAAACCAGUUCGUUUUGGCAUCAUAGGAUGUGCAGAGAUUGCAAGAAAAGUAUCAAGAGCCAUUAAUUUAUCUCCAAAUUCAACACUUUAUGCUAUAUCAAGUCGUUCAAUUGAAAAAGCCAAGAACUUUGCAAUCAAGAACAAUUUAUUAUCAGAUUCUUUAAAGAUUUAUGGAAGUUAUAAUGAAAUUCUUGAUGACCCUUUUGUUGAUGCAGUGUAUAUGCCUUUACCUACUAGUUUUCACCUUCAUUGGGCAAUUUUAGCUGCUGAAAAAAAGAAGCAUUUGUUGUUGGAAAAACCAACUGCUUUGAAUGUAACUGAGUUGGAUAAGAUUCUUGAUGCUUGUGAGAAAAAUGGGGUCCAGUUUAUGGAUGCUAGUAUGUGGUAUCAUCAUCCAAGAACUGGUAAAUUAAAGGAGUUGCUUAGUGAUCCUAAGCUAUUUGGACAAGUCAAAGCAAUCCACAGCUCAUCAUCAUAUUCACCGGGCCAAGAAUUUCUUGAAAAUAACAUCAGAGUAAAGCCAGACUUGGAUGCCCUCGGGGCACUAGGAGACGCGGGCUGGUACUGCAUUGGGGGGAUAUUGUGGGCCAUGAACCAAAAUCCGCCAACAACUGUAACUGCACUGCCUAAUGUAGCAAGAAACUCAGCUGGAGUUAUCUUGACAUGUAGUGCCUCUUUAUAUUGGGAAAAAGAGGAAACUGUUGCUACAUUUUACUGCUCAUUUGUUUCACACGAGACAAUGGACUUGAAAAUUUAUGGCUCUAACGGGACGUGUUAUCUCUAUGACUUUAUUAUCCCGUUUGAUGAGGAUUCUGCUUCGUUCAACUUCACUUCUGGUGCUAAGUUUGUGGAUCUUCAUAUCGGAUGGAACAUGAAACCUCAGGUAGUUGAAGUAAGUUCUGAGUUGCCACAAGAGGCUUUUAUGAUUCAAGAAUUUGCUAGCUUGGUUAAGGCUAUUGAAGUGUUGAAAAGCAAACCGGAGAGCAAAUGGCCUCGUACUAGCAGACUCACUCAACUCGUGCUCGAUGCUGUGAAUAAAUCUAUAGACCUCGGUUUCCAACCAGUUCAUAUGUAAAUGUUUAUGUUCAUUACAUAAAAAACAGCUUAUUAUGUCCAUAUGUAAGAGAGUGUUUGUA
Lycium barbarum (goji berry) is the source of this 1283-nucleotide messenger RNA. RefSeq lists its product as uncharacterized. Lineage: Eukaryota; Viridiplantae; Streptophyta; Magnoliopsida; Solanales; Solanaceae. The record is from RefSeq and is a predicted model, not a curated record. Bases 134 to 1222 code for a protein of 362 amino acids. Gene Ontology annotation, molecular function: nucleotide binding. The transcript has 2 exons.